AUGUUGUUUCAUGUGAUCUCGUUGCAAGAAUUUGGAGUUCCAGCUCAGCUGAAUGGUUGUGAAUGGUUCAGCAUCGAAGGGGCCGGUUGCAGCGUGCUGGUGGAAGGGACGCCUUUGUUCGGGUGUGGGGAGUGCGCCUGGGGAAAUCCUGUAAGCUUCAACCUCAACUGCUUUGAAGUCCUGACGGGCGCCUGGCGUUCAGCCGUGGUUAAAGAACUCGUUCUUGACAACUGUAGGUCAUACGAAGGCAAAAUCGAAGGCCUCACAGAUGAGUUUGAAGAGCUGGAAUUCUUAAGUACAAUCAACGUAGGCUUAACCUCAGUUGCAAACUUACCAAAGUUAAACAAACUUAAGAAGCUCGAGCUAAGCGACAACAGAAUCUCAGGAGGACUGGAAGUGUUGGCAGAAAAGUGUCCGAACCUCACGCAUCUAAAUCUAAGCGGCAACAAAAUAAAAGAUCUCGGUACAAUAGAACCUCUGAAAAAGUUAGAAAACCUGAAGAGUCUAGAUCUUUUCAAUUGCGAGGUAACCAACUUGAACGAUUACAGAGAAAACGUAUUCAAGCUCCUCCCGCAACUCACAUACCUCGAUGGCUACGAUCGGGAUGACAAAGAAGCACCGGACUCUGAUGCAGAGGGCUACGUGGAGGGCUUAGACGACGAGGAGGAAGAUGAAGAUGUGAAAGAUCGGGAUGACAAAGAAGCACCGGACUCUGAUGCGGAGGGCUACGUGGAGGGCUUAGACGACGAGGAGGAAGAUGAAGAUGAAGAGGAGUAUGAUGAUGACGCUCAGGUAGUAGAAGACGAAGAAGACGAGGAGGAAGAGGAGGAAGGAGAAGAGGAGGAUGUGAGCGGAGAAGAGGAGGAGGAUGAAGAAGGGUACAACGAUGGUGAGGUAGAUGACGAUGAAGAUGAAGAAGAGCCCGACGAAGAACGGGGACAGAAGAGAAAACGAGAACCUGAAGACGAAGGGGAUGAAGACGACUAAACUGAAUAACCUAUUUUGAAAAUUUCCUAUUGUGAUUUGACUGUUUUUACCCUGUAUUUCCCCUCCCCACACCCCCAACCUUUUUUUUUUUUCUUUUUUUUUUUCUUUUUUUUUUUUUUCCUGAUUGUAAUGUUGCUGUGGGAAUGAGAGGGAGAAGCAGACUGGGUGGGCAAGGGAAUAAAAUACUAUUUUUACUGCCACUCCUCCUAUUCAUUUUAAAUUUUUUCUUUUUGUCCCUCUCUUAGUCCCUGUAACUGCAAUAGUAAGUAUAAACCAAGUGGUAAUUUGUUUCUUAUUAUUGGAGUGGAUAGUUUGACAUCUUUUUAAAAAAAAAAAAAAAAAGGACAAAAAAGUUGAAGAUCAGUGGAUGAUACCCCAAAUACGGAUACUCUGUUCUGAGACAGCUGAACAGCGUUGGUCGUUGGGAUUUUUCCACCGCUGCCAGUCACUAAAUACAUCGGAAGCAUUUUUUUGGGGGAUGCUGCAAAUCCAGGCAAAGCGUCCCUCCACAGCAACAGGUGUGAGAAUGGCAUAUUGAUAAAGUGAUUUCUUU
Molecule: messenger RNA, 1540 nt
Organism: Charadrius vociferus (killdeer)
Lineage: Eukaryota; Metazoa; Chordata; Aves; Charadriiformes; Charadriidae
Gene: ANP32A
Product: acidic (leucine-rich) nuclear phosphoprotein 32 family, member A
Exons: 9
Coding region: 1-987 (328 amino acids)
Biological process (GO): nucleocytoplasmic transport; regulation of apoptotic process
Cellular component (GO): perinuclear region of cytoplasm; nucleus
Molecular function (GO): histone binding
Source: RefSeq, a predicted model, not a curated record